CUGGAAGCGCUAGCCCCGCCGGUGAGGUGUGCUGGCGGCUGGCGGAGUGAGGCAUUGGCAGACAUGGCUCCCAGCGCGCUGGCUCCCGAGCCAGAGAGUCGGAAGGGCAUCCGGGCUGUGUUGCUGGGGCCUCCCGGGGCUGGCAAGGGGACCCAGGCACCCAGAUUGGCAGAAAACUUCUGUGUCUGCCAUUUGGCCACUGGGGACAUGCUGAGAGCCAUGGUGGCUUCAGGUUCAGAGCUGGGCAAGAAGCUGAAGGCGACGAUGGAUGCUGGAAAACUGGUGAGUGAUGAAAUGGUUGUGGAACUCAUUGAGAAGAAUUUGGAGAGUCCUUCAUGCAAAAAUGGCUUUCUCCUAGAUGGCUUCCCUCGGACUGUGAGGCAGGCUGAAAUGCUUGAUGACCUCAUGGAGAAGAGGAAGGAGAAGCUUGAUUCAGUGAUUGAGUUCAGCAUUCCAGACUCCCUGCUGAUCCGGAGGAUCACCGGAAGACUGAUUCACCCCAAGAGUGGCCGGUCCUACCAUGAGGAGUUCAACCCUCCAAAGGAGCCAAUGAAAGAUGAUAUUACUGGAGAGCCCCUGAUCCGCAGGUCAGAUGACAAUGAGAAGGCCUUGAAGAUCCGCCUGGAGGCCUACCACACGCAGACCACCCCGCUCGUGGAGUACUACAGGAAGCGGGGCAUUCACAGUGCCAUCGACGCAUGCCAGACCCCGGACGUCGUGUUUGCCAGCAUCCUAGCAGCCUUCUCCAAAGCCACAUCCUAGUAAAAGAAGGCAAGGCGAGACUGCACCCUGCUCAUCUCCCCGCCGUGUGAUCCCUGCUCUUAGGUGCUGGGCAGAAGGGAAAGGGGUGGUCACGGGAAAGAAGGAUGAUGACGGAGGUGGUGAGGGGCUCAAGACGAGCAUUUGGAACAGCGGCAGUGUUGUAAUUAGAAGGAAUUUUUUAAAAAUGCAUAGGUGGGAAUUUGUAACGGAUAAGGAAGGGAAAAGAUUAAUUUUUUAAAAAACCCGUGAUUGGAGGUGAUUGGUAUAAAUGAGCUAAGGUAUUUUUUAAGCAAUCAAGUUUUCAUUUACUCUGGAACACAAAGCUAAUCAUGCUCUAAGAGACCUCAGCUUCCAUGUAAGGAGCUCAUGGAUCACGAGGCCGAGAAUGUAGCCGUCAGACUGGACCUGUGUAUCCUGUAUGCAGCAAGAGCCGCGGGCUGCUGCCGGUGACUCCCCAUUCCAUAAAGUUAAAGACUCGCCUGCACAUAUGGAGGAGGUGGGGGUGUGAUCUCAUGCGGGAUGGUUCAGCAAAUCAUUUUUACUGGAAUUGUAGGGAGCAAGAGGAGACAGAUCACAUACUUCUUCCCACUUGGAGUCGCCUGCUCUAGCGGCAAAGCCUUCAGCAGCCACCCGGCACACACUAGUCCUACAACUUUGCCUUUGUUCAUCCCCAGGACCCUUUUCAAUAAGUGAACAAGGGCUAGGAAUGUAGUUCAGCGGCAUGUGUGUGCCUGGCAUUACAAGGCCUUGGGUUCAGUACUCAGCAGUGAAAGGGGAAACAAAAUGUCUUAAGCUAAAUCUUCCAAAGAUUGUCCUUCUCAUCCUCCAGUCCUGUGCCUGGGAUCUCUGACAACACUGUGAUGUAUCUUUCAAUGAGGUGCCUUCGUAACUGACCAAAUGCUGCCGUGUUUGGCCCCUGAGUCAAUAAAGUAUGUUGAAAAUUUGCA
This is a messenger RNA of Microtus ochrogaster (prairie vole), 1709 nucleotides long. RefSeq names its product adenylate kinase 2 (gene Ak2). The record is from RefSeq and is a predicted model, not a curated record. Gene Ontology annotation, biological process: ADP biosynthetic process. Gene Ontology annotation, molecular function: AMP kinase activity; ATP binding. Lineage: Eukaryota; Metazoa; Chordata; Mammalia; Rodentia; Cricetidae.